AUAGCAACUCUGUCAGAGGCAUGGCAGGGGUCUAAUCGUGGGUCCCUUGAUCUUGACUUCAGUCAGCUCCCUUGUCCAGGUCUGGUCUGCCGUUGCCCAGGGCCGAGGCCGAGCGCAUGACCUGUCUUCGGAAGUCUCUUGGCGGAAGGCCGGCCAGGAGUGGCCCGAGGAUGACCGACCCCGCCGGGGCCGAGCGCGUACCGCUGCCGAGGUGGUCUCCCCUGGUCCUUUGCAUUGGUCCCGCCAAGUGGGCCUUAGUGAAGUUGGGCUGGGCCGUCUUCCUGUUCGGCUGGAUACCCCCAUUCCCGGAAAUGGAACCCAUUAAUUCGUUGGCAACCCCGCUCGAUAAUGCUCUUGCUUUCAACAAUCCCAGGCUUCCCAGCCACGGCGGCUUUCUAACGGCGCUAUGGGCUUGGGCCGCCGUUCUAACCGCCGCCGUCGGCCUCUGGAGGAUCAAAUCCUCCGCCAUGUCCGCGCAGUCCGACCCGCGCCCCGAAUUCCAGAACGGGUCGUCCGAUCAUCCCGCGCCGCCUCGGGAUAUCGCGCUGUCUUCGCCGCCGCCGGCCGAGAGCUCGUGGGUUUCCGCGCCGGAUUCGACCUCGGGUGAAGCUGCGACGGGCGUGAGGAAGGGGGAGAAGUUCACGGCGUAUUUCGACGGCGAUGACGCAGUUGACGGCAGCGCCGGGGGCGUUGACGAUUUUUACAAAAACCGCAACGGAGGUGACGGUGAGGGUGACGGGAUUGGGUUAGUUGACGAGUGGUAUCAGAUUUGGGAGGGAGCCAUAGAAACGAGAAACGGAGGCGCGGGUUGGUACCGUAACCAGGAUUUAACGGUGAUUAACGGCAACGUGGUGAGGCUGUGGGAACGCAGCCGUAGACGGCGGUGCAGCACCGCCGCGGCGGUGGGCGUAGGAUGCGUUGUUUCAUGGUAAAUCGGAGGUGGUAUAUACCAUAGCCCAUAUAGUUAGGCAGAAAAUAAUAAGAGGGAAAAUAUUCUGUAUAUUGAAUUGUUCUGCUAAGUACAAGGAGUUUCUCCUUUAUUUAUAGGAGAGGAUAAAGACCAAAACACAAAAGGAAUUCUAUUCCUACAAGGAAACAAAUCACUAAAUAUGAACAAGGAAACAAAUCAAGAGCAAUCCCACUU
Molecule: messenger RNA, 1144 nt
Organism: Cuscuta campestris
Lineage: Eukaryota; Viridiplantae; Streptophyta; Magnoliopsida; Solanales; Convolvulaceae
Source: the annotation of a GenBank genome assembly